Molecule: messenger RNA, 1410 nt
Organism: Dentiscutata erythropus
Lineage: Eukaryota; Fungi; Glomeromycota; Glomeromycetes; Diversisporales; Gigasporaceae
Source: the annotation of a GenBank genome assembly
AUGUCAAACGUAUAUGAUCAAUACUCUACGUCGACUUCUUCGCGAACAAAUUCUAUUAAUCGACCUUCGAUUGUUCCCAUAUCAGCUUUAUUAAAUCCUGAACCUGAUAAUGCAUCAACGACAUCAUUAACUUCAUCAACGAAUGCUGAUAACUAUGAGAAUUUAGAUGAUGAAUGUUCAACAUUCUCAACAUUCUCAACAUUAUCUACUUCUACUUCUUUACCUUCAACUCGUAGAUCUUCAAUGAAUAGAUCUUCUGAUCAUAAUUCUAUUAAUAAUAUGAUUACUCCUCCUCAAACUCCUGGUGUAAAAUCUCCUACAAAACCUAAUUUUCAAUUUCCUCCAAAUGCUUCUGAUCAAAAUUCUCAAUCAAUGCCUCCUAAAGUUAAACGUAAAAGAAUUACUCAAGAACAAUUGGCUGAUUUAGUUGCAAUGUUUGAACAAACUGAUACUCCAAGUUAUGAUGUUCGUGAAAAAUUAGCUAAAAAAUUAAAUAUGACUAAUCGUGAAGUUUGGUUUCAGAAUCGUCGUGCAAAAGCUAAUCGUGCUAAAGCAAAUGAACAUAAUGCUUCUCAUCAGCAUCAUCGAUUUUUACAUCAUCAUUCCGUUUCAACCGCUCAAGCUGCUAGUGGUCAUGCUUCUUCUAUUGGAAUGAUUAGUCCUGGAAAUUUCACUUUUGUUCCAAUGUUUACAAAUGGUGGUCCUUCAGCUGGUUGUCCGGCAAAGGGUCGAAAUAAUCGAAGACAUUCUUGUGUUACUUCGACUAUUAAUUCUCAAAAAAAGGCUUCUCAAAAUUCUCCAUUUACCAGGCAAAGAGCUGCUACUGUUACUGGUGCUCCUAUGACUUCUCAUAAUUCCUCUCAAAAAAUGGUGAUGCCUCCUUCAAUAAAAAUCAUGCCUUCUUACGGUCAAGAUCAUCAACUUCAUCCUACACAUCAUGUUUAUGGUGGUCAUAGUCAUGGUCAUAAUGUUCCGCAUUCACCUGUAUCACCUAUCUCUCCAACUAAUUCUGCUCCAAUAUUACCUCCUCCUAUUCCAUCUUCUCAUUAUAUGUUACCGGGUCUUAAUCCUUGUACUCUUCCACCACCAAUUCCUCCAAUUAAAGAUCUUCUUCCUCCUUCUUCUGAUCUAUAUCAAUCUACCCAACAUUCUUUGUCCUCUAUUCAUCAUCACCAAUCUUAUAAUACUCAACAACCUCAUCAUUCUUAUUCUUCAAAUGUUGAAAAUCAAUCAACUCUUUCACCUGUUGUGCCAAAAACUUCACCAAUUGACAUUCUUGCUACGGCUGCUGAAUUUGUUCAAAGUGAAGAAAAAGAAAAAGAGCGUCUUAGAGCUCUUGAAGCUAUGAAAAAAGAUGAUGAGAAUGAUGAUUCUCAGAAAUCAAGCGUCUGGAGACCUUGGUUAGUGUGA